Aspergillus piperis CBS 112811 is the source of this 493-nucleotide messenger RNA. RefSeq lists its product as uncharacterized. The record is from RefSeq and is a predicted model, not a curated record. Bases 176 to 460 code for a protein of 94 amino acids. Lineage: Eukaryota; Fungi; Ascomycota; Eurotiomycetes; Eurotiales; Aspergillaceae. The transcript has a single exon.
GCCCAAACAUAUGCAACGAGUGCAGUUAGCAUCCUCUCUUUUUCAGCAGUGAAGCUCAAAUGCUAGGGUAACCCAGCAAGAACUCUUGGGUGCUGCAGGCGGAAGCCAACUACUAUUAGAGACGGGCGUACAGGCUGGAUUGGUGGGAUAUAACAGAGUCCCCGAAGCUUGCAUCAUGGGGACCAGGCCACUAAAUUCUGAAACUAUUGGUGGCCGAGCUAGUCCGGAUUGCCGCGUCCUUGACUGUCAGGUGGCUCCCACUUGCUUCGCUUUGUCUUUCGACCAUUUCAUGACCAUCGUACUAUCUAUGGUAACAUCGCCUAUACUUUGGGGUUUAGAGGGCAUUGGUUGGGACGGAUCUCUAAUCUCUGCUGCAUGCAUGAGAUUGAGACACGAUGCUUGUACUUUUGAACUUGAGAAGUGGGACCGGAGAAGUCAGGCAGAAAAUCGAAGAAAAUAAGAAAAUAAGAUAAUAUUGACCAUUGGAAUAAGG